AAGAGCCGACUCGCUCGCUCGCGACACAUCACUACCGCGAGUCACACGGAGCUUGUUGACGGAUAUAAACCUUUGUUCAGCGAAAGCGGAUUAUCGACAUGACUGAGUGCGUUGACCUUAGAUAGCUGACCUGUUUACAUAUUUACAUUGACACGCCUACGGGGGCAGUCGUGGCCUAAUGGAUAGAGAGUCAGACUUGCAACCCGAAGGUGAACCUGAAGGUCGUGGGUUCGAGUCUCGGGUCCGGCAGGGAUUGUAGGUGGGGGAGUGAAUGACCAGCACUCUCUCCCACCCUCAAUACCACGACUGAGAGGGAUGAUGGGAGCGCUGGUGAAUGUCCGGAGAGCAGGUCGCUCUCCACCUUUGCUCACGGCCGCCCUCGUCGCUUGUAUCCUCCUGUUCGGCUUUAACUACUGGGUCUCCAGCUCGAGAAAUGUGGAAUUGCAGACUAAGUUGCUGGAGCUGGAGGAAGCUGUGAGGCGGGUGUCGGCUGAGAAGGCACGGGAGCAGGUGGGCCGGAACGAGGCAGAGGAACAAGUACGUAGACAAACGGAACAACUGGUCCUCUUGGAGGGAGCUCACCAGAGACGGCAUCAGAGCGCCCAGAGCAUGUGGAAACAAGAGAAGGAGAGUCUACUGCUCAACAUCUCUUCCAGUGCUAAAACUGUUCAGGAUAUGAAAAACCAGAUGAAGAGUCUGCGCGAGGACCUCAGUAAGGUGCAGAAGGAGCUGCAGUUGUGCCAGAACAACAUGAACACACUGAAUAAGAAACUCACCUACGAUAUGACUCAGUGUAACACGCAGAUAUUAGCCCAGAAGGAGGAGUGUAACGAAAAGGUCGCAGCAGCCAAACUAGAGGUGCAGAAGAAGUACGAGAAGCAAAAUUCAGCAGCAGCUGUUCAGCCUGCGGUUGACUCCACUCGGAAAGCAGUUGUCUCUAAACCCAUGUCAGAAACGCUCACUGGAGACAACUCAACAAAAAAAGCUGGAGUACCUAUGAAGAGAGAACUAGCUCCAGUGGAGCCCAAAACUGAAGACCACCUGGAAACCAAUGAGAUACCACAAGAUGAAGCUGUUCUAACCAUGAAGGAUUCAGACAAGCUGGAGUUGCAGUCCGACCCAUUACUGCGCAAUCAGAACAGCACCCUGAAAAGCCUGACCAAUGCCAUGGAAGGAGUGAUGGACAUUAACGGAGGAGACUUGAAGGAUGCAGAUGCUCUGUUAGAUGCUGCAACAGUCCCUAAAGUGAAGGAAGAAGACGCCAUUGAAUACGACAAUGAGGGCGAGAUUGAGAAACGGCUGUCUAAACUAAAAGACGAAAAAGCAGCUGCGCAGGAGUUUGAGGAGGAGCUGGCUGACUACAACGGCGACGAUGAGAACGAACCCGAGUUCGAAGCUGACAAACAAGCAGAGCUCUCCGAGGUCUAACACCUAUGCACACACAGAGGCUCACACUCGUGCCUGGUGAUGGGGUUAACCCUCCAUUCAGAUCCUGCUGGGUUAAACGGUUCUAACCCCGGAUCGCUUACCCGCCGUUUGUAUGAUGGCGAGCAGGCACAGAAUUUACAUUCCUGUUCAGUUUUGCUGGCAUUUCUCCUCACGUACACUGAGUCUCUUACUUGCCGUUGCACAUGAUGAAGAUUUUCCAACAUAUCAAAUGUCAGAAUGCUGGAGAGGGUCCAGCACUGAAGCAUAUUCAUAAAGCUGAGGUCUUUUAUUGUUUUAUACAUUACACUGAAAGCAGACUUGUGGAAGUUUCACUUGGUCAAAUCUCUUCUCUGUCUCAAAUUGCUAACACUGGGUAGAUGUAGUGUACUAGAACCGCUGUCUGCCAAGUGAACCUUUUGCACUCAAAGCCUGCUGUAAAUGGUGGAAGGGGCGGAGAAGCACGUGGUUUGAAUUUGAAAAUGAGCAACACAUCAAGUGAGAACACAAAGUGUUAAAUUAGAAGCAAAAAGUUUUAAGUUUUUUUUUUAAAUCAAGGGUUCCUAUGCAAAGAAUUACGUAAUAGUUAAGUAAGUUUGCGUUUGUGUGAAGUGCAAAAAUGUUAGCGUUUUUUGUUUUUAUAUUUCUGUAGCUGCGCUACAAAUAUAUAGACAGCAGAGGUAUUGGAGUAGUGUGUAUAGUGUGAAAAUGCUGUGCAUUGUGUGUGAUUUGAGACCUAGCCCAAGAGCUGUCCACACUGCUACAAUAGGUAAGGAAUAAAAGACAGGACAUGCUGAAGCUGAAUAUUUUCCCCCGAACAGCAUGCCACACAAUGAUUUUUUUUACCCCAUUAUACCACAGAAAUUUGUGAAAAUUACAAUUUUUAAUUAAUUUAAAAAAAUGUUACUUUUUAUCUAUUUACAGUUACAGGCCACGAAACAAGUCCCUUCCGUUACAGCAGCUAUCAUUUACUCAACAACCUUUUUUCUUUCUUAAAAAGACAACCGACACUGGAGACUCCUUCCAUAAAUAUUAAAUAAACAUCUAAAAUAAAGUGUAAAUAAUCUUGAUAAUAUAUUUAGAACAGAGCAGAAAAUGUUUUCAAAACACUGAAAAGUUUUUGUAUAAAAAUCUGUUUCAGAUCAGUGUAGAAUUUUUUUUUUUAUAUUUUAGUUACAGCUUAAUCAAUGUAAAGUGCUUUUGCUCUGAGAAGAGGUUUGAUUUAUGAAACUCCCAAAAGCUAAGUGCAGAUCUUUCUAGAAAUCAUGCUAAUCUGAAUGUAUGUACAACUGAUCACAAUAUGACCUUUAACUUAUUCCCAUUUUGCUGAAAUCAGUAACAUUGCCGUUGAUUGUGUGCUUGCUAGGAAUCUUUUAGUCGAUACAAGUUCAGAAAAAAAAAAAAAAUAGUUAAACUGUAUUUAGAGCCGGACUUUAUAUUGGGUAAGUGCUGUUCCAUUUCUGAAAAUUGUUUUUAUGUUCUGAAUAAUAAUAAUUGUCAAUAAAAACCUAAUACCAAAAA
Molecule: messenger RNA, 2946 nt
Organism: Pangasianodon hypophthalmus (striped catfish)
Lineage: Eukaryota; Metazoa; Chordata; Actinopteri; Siluriformes; Pangasiidae
Gene: golm1
Product: golgi membrane protein 1
Exons: 11
Coding region: 316-1428 (370 amino acids)
Source: RefSeq, a predicted model, not a curated record